Sitophilus oryzae (rice weevil) is the source of this 2482-nucleotide messenger RNA. RefSeq names its product ABC transporter G family member 23-like. The transcript has 14 exons. The record is from RefSeq and is a predicted model, not a curated record. NCBI's taxonomy places the organism in Eukaryota, Metazoa, Arthropoda, Insecta, Coleoptera, Curculionidae. Bases 245 to 2374 code for a protein of 709 amino acids. Gene Ontology annotation, cellular component: membrane. Gene Ontology annotation, molecular function: ATP hydrolysis activity; ABC-type transporter activity; ATP binding.
UGAAGGUCACGGAUUUAAUUCAAACAGGUUGUUUUCCCAUUAUGUAGGUGCAAGAGAGCUGCAGAUACGGGCAGUUUCCUUUAGUCAUAGUGUGGCAUUACCUAGCUAUGUCGAUUUCACAAAAAAAUACGAUUCUCUAAGUUAUAUGUUUUCUACUCGUUAACAGUCGGUUGGUUUUGAUAUAUUUUUCAUCUUUAUAUUUUGUGCGUGUUUUUAGUGGUGCAUCACCAACCGAAAAUUGAAAAUGGAUCCUAAUGCAGCGGUUUGUGUCAAGAAUCUUGUUAAGUGUUAUGGAUCUAAAAGAAUUCUGGAUGGCCUGUGUAUGAAUGUGGAAAGAGGCACUAUAUAUGGAUUGCUAGGUGCGAGUGGUUGCGGGAAAACUACUUUAUUAAGUUGUAUAGUAGGCAGAAAGAGUAUACAAUCUGGAGAGGUAUGGGUGCUGGGAGGAACACCAGGAGAAAAAGGGAGUGGAGUACCAGGACCAAGAGUAGGAUAUAUGCCUCAAGAAAUUGCCCUAGUAGGAGAAUUUACAGUUCGAGAUGCAGUCUUUUAUUUUGGUCGUUUAUUGAAGAUGAAUGAUAAAAUUAUUAAAGAACGAUUUAGACACUUAUCGAAGCUACUAGAACUACCUCCUGAUGGCAGAUUUUUGAAGAAUUGUAGUGGUGGACAACAAAGAAGAGUCUCUUUUGCGGCUGCCAUGAUUCAUAAGCCUGAACUGCUCAUUUUAGAUGAACCGACGGUAGGAGUUGAUCCAGUUUUAAGAGAAAAGAUUUGGGAUUAUUUAGUGGAAACAGUCCAUUCUGAGAAGAUUGCAGUGAUAAUUACUACACACUAUAUCGAAGAAGCCAAACAAGCUGAUAGAAUUGGCUUAAUGCGAGGUGGAAAGUUAUUAGCAGAAGAAUCACCCGCAAGAUUACUGAGUUUCUUUCAAACCGAAACCCUGGAGGAAGCUUUUCUUAUUCUUAGUAGGAAACAAGAAGAAGGAAGGUUAAAUAAUGUCAUAGAUAACAUCAAUAAACAAAAUGGGAACGGUAUGGAAUCUGCUUCUUCCGUCUCUUCUAUAGCUACCUUUGACAUAGCUUACGGAUCAAAAGAUGAGCUUACGAAGAAAGUAAAGACAACAAAAAUAAAGAAAGAUAAGACGAGUUUAGAAAACUAUAGAAUGAAAGCACUUCUUGAUAAAAACUGGAAGCAAUUUUACAGGAAUGUCACCGGUAUUAUAUUUUUGUUAUUUUUUCCACUAAUCCAAACAUGGUGUGUGGUAAAUGGGGUUGGUGGCGAUCCGAAAGAUCUGAAACUGGCAAUUGUAAACGACGAAACAAUGACGACGCUAUGCAAAGAUUUUACAACUAAUGGCUCGGCGAUACCGUACGGUUACAGCGAAUGCCACUUUCACAAUCUAAGCUGUCGAUUUCUGCAAUACUUGGAACAUCCCAUGAUACAUAAAAUUUAUUACGAUUCACUCGACAAAGCCACAGAUGCAAUUAAACAUGGCAAAUUAACUGGUGUUCUAUAUAUAGCAGACAACUUUACACAGUCAUACGAAGAUAGGAUCGAACAAGGAAAAGAUGCCGAAACAUGGAUGGCAGAUUUUGGUGAAAUUAAGGCCUACUUGGAUAUGUCAAACAGGCAAAUCGGAGCCACUCUUAAAUACAAGCUAUUCGAGUUGUUCUAUGACUUUCAAGAAGACCUUUUUGAGGAAUGUAAAUGGCCUAAGAGGAUGGGGAAUAUGCCGCUUAGACAACACUUCAUACACGGAAACGAGGACGAACCUUAUACGAUUUAUAUGAUUCCCGGUACUAUCGUAACAAUGUUGUUUUUCAUGGGCUCUACGAUGACAUCUCAGAUCAUUAUUACCGAUAGACGAGAAGGCGUAUGGGAUCGAUCUAUAGUUGCCGGAGUAACAUCGCUAGAAAUUACCUUAACGCAUUUUCUACUACAAGCAGGAGUGAUGUUCGUGCAAACGAUUGAAGUUUUGGUGAUGAUAUUUGGAUUAUAUCAGUAUCCGUUUAUUGGGAAUUGGAUUUUGAUUAUCUUUAUGGCAUAUUGGGUCGGCAUAUGUGGAAUGGCCUAUGGUUUUUGGGUUUCGGUAAUUUGUGAAGACCACUCCCAAGCAAAUAUAUCUGUUUCUGGAGGUUUUCUUCCUAUGAUGUUGCUUUGCGGAUUGAUCUGGCCUACACAAGCGAUGCCGAUAGGGUUAAGGAUUUUUGCAAAAUGCCUUCCCUUUACACUUAUAAUUGAAUCAAUGAGAAACGUUAUUAAGAAGGGAUGGCCUUUAUGGGACGUACAAGUGCUUCAAGGCAUAGGAGUUUGCACAUUCUGGAUUAUAUUCUUCGGAGUAAUAAGCAUUUGGAUGGUCAAACUAAAAAGAUAAUUUAUAAUACUCACAAUAUUAAUAAGUAUUUAAUAUAAAAAAUGUAAUUAUGUAGAAAAUGUAGAUACUCGUUGUACAUGCAAUUUUAUGAAAUAACGAAUAAGUAUA